This is a messenger RNA of Meleagris gallopavo (turkey), 655 nucleotides long. It is a transcript of the gene MAPK14, whose product is annotated as mitogen-activated protein kinase 14. Gene Ontology annotation, molecular function: MAP kinase activity; ATP binding. The record is from RefSeq and is a predicted model, not a curated record. Lineage: Eukaryota; Metazoa; Chordata; Aves; Galliformes; Phasianidae. Gene Ontology annotation, biological process: p38MAPK cascade; protein phosphorylation.
CUCCGCAGCCGAGAUGUCUCAGGAGCGGCCCAAGUUUUACCGCCAGGAGCUCAACAAGACGGUGUGGGAGGUGCCCGAGCGCUACCAAAACCUCUCCCCGGUCGGGUCCGGGGCCUACGGCUCCGUCUGUUCUGCCUUUGACACAAAAACUGGGUUGCGAGUGGCUGUAAAGAAGCUGUCCCGGCCAUUUCAGUCUAUCAUCCAUGCCAAAAGGACCUACCGAGAACUACGGCUACUGAAGCAUAUGAAGCACGAAAACGUGAUCGGCUUGCUGGAUGUGUUCACCCCUGCCAAAUCGCUAGAAGAAUUCAAUGAUGUGUACUUGGUGACACACCUCAUGGGAGCAGAUCUAAACAACAUUGUGAAAUGCCAGAAACUCACAGAUGACCACGUGCAGUUCCUUAUAUAUCAGAUUCUUCGGGGGCUGAAGUACAUCCAUUCAGCUGACAUAAUACACAGAGAUUUAAAACCUAGUAACUUAGCUGUAAAUGAAGACUGUGAGCUGAAGAUCCUGGAUUUUGGCUUGGCUCGACACACAGAUGAUGAGAUGACUGGGUAUGUGGCUACCCGGUGGUACAGGGCUCCUGAGAUCAUGUUGAACUGGAUGCAUUACAACCAGACAGGUAAUGCAUUUUACUAAUAAAAGGCUUCUGGG